AUGCCAUCUUUGGGGGCGAGAGACCUGGUGGCCCGGGCCAGCAUCAACCAUGUGCCGCAACCUCAAGCCGGAAAGGUCGUCAGUAUCAUUGUCGCCUUGGUAUCGGCAUGCACUCUUGCCAGUCUUUUCGCUUUACGAAUCACGACUGUAAAAGACUGGAGGAUACUUCCAUGGACUAUGUGGCUUGUUACCUUCAUAUACUUGUUCUCCUUCAUAUUCGUCUUUGGAACUUCGAUCCUUCAGUUUGGAUUCGGUACGGACCUCAACUACGAGACCUGCUCUGCAGCAACACUUUUUUGUUUGGGUGCCUAUGUGGCUACAAAAUUCAUCUAUCUAUUUAUGGUGGACCGGGCACACAUCAUACGUCAAACAUCAAAGCCGCGUCUAAAGUCAAAGCUUUAUUUAGUAAACUCCUUCGGCAUGCUCGGAGUAUUUGUCAUUAUCGUUAUUAUGAACUUUAUCUUCCGCAUCACCGAUUUCGUUGAUGGCAUAUGUGUUAUCGGUUUGGGCCGAGGAGUGGUUCUUCCCCUUAUUUCGUUCGACGCCGCUGUCAAUGUCUAUCUUACUAUCCUAUUCCUCCUCCCUUUAUUGAGUCUUCAUUCCGUAAAAUACAACUUCUGGAAGCCGUGGACGCUAGAUUGGAGGAAUCAACGAAUCCCGCGAGCUCCCCCCAAUGUCAGACUACGCAAACUUGUGGUUCGAACAUUCAUAGGUUCCUGCUGCACACUUCUUAGUAGUGUGACCAACCUCACAGUACUGACUGCAUUGAACGGAGAGGUUGCGUGGCUGUGCUUGCUCUGCUGCAACACAGAUAUUUUCUUCUCAGCUCUUGUUAUGAACUGGGUCACCUCACCCGGGCAAGAGUCAACCCUUCGAACCCUUACACGGCCAUCACGUGGGGUGUCAACACUCCGACCCGAUGACGAUCAGACUUAUCCACUAGACCCUGACGGCAACAGCACAGGAAAGGCUUGGGACCCAAGAAGAACACCUACAUCAACCACCAUCGGGUUACAGUCAACCGGGAGUCGCGGCGACAAUGUUGAGGACGGAGUGGAACUUCAUGAACAACAACCUAAAGGUCAUGAUGAUCCAGAAGCAUUAAAUCACGAGAUUCAAAGCAAACACAACAGUCUCGACAAUCACCAUGAAGCCGACGACCGAGAGAAGCCAGAGCUAAAUUCUGAGUGCUCUGUAAUAAGAAAGGAAGAGGGAUCUGGGAAUUCACAAAUAACAACGAUAUGA
This is a messenger RNA of Colletotrichum truncatum, 1245 nucleotides long. RefSeq lists its product as uncharacterized. Lineage: Eukaryota; Fungi; Ascomycota; Sordariomycetes; Glomerellales; Glomerellaceae. The record is from RefSeq and is a predicted model, not a curated record.